Messenger RNA from Rotaria socialis, 2610 nucleotides. The record is from the annotation of a GenBank genome assembly. Lineage: Eukaryota; Metazoa; Rotifera; Eurotatoria; Philodinida; Philodinidae.
AUGUUCGAUUCAAUAGAAUCAGACGUUACAUAUGGUCCGCUUGACGAAAGUGAAGAAUCGGUAGCUGCCGCUAAUGAAUUAGCAGACAAAAAUGAUGAUCCUGAUAUGCAAAUGUCCGAAAGUGUUCAUCUACUUUUACAAGAUGAUUCUUUUAAUUGUUUCAAUGAUGGUAAAAGUAAAAUUGAUUAUAUUCUUGUCUAUGAAGAUAAAGAUACAGCUACUAUCGAUGAAUUAAUAUUACCAAUGCCACCAGGAGUGAAUAGUGAAGAAAAUGAUAGGCUAACUCUUGCAUUACAAAAAGAAAAAGAUAAACGACAAUUAUUUAAAAGAAGAUUUCUUAGUAAUUUAUCUAAGAUAGGACUUUUAAUGGAAACUGAUGUUCGCGAAGGUGAUCGAAAUUUCGUUUAUUUUAUUAAAAUUCAUAUACCGUGGGCAUUAUUACUUAAAUAUGCUGAAGAUUUGAAUUUUCGUGUACCUAUUCGAGCAGUUAACAAUUAUAGUGCUAAAAUAACAUUUGUUGAUCGUAUACGUCGUCUUUUACGUCUUUCUCAUAAUCCAUUGUUAUCUGAAGCACCUAGACGUUAUUAUGAUUUAUUUACAUCGGUCUUUGAAAUAGCAAAAAAAGAUCGUUAUAUGGGUGAUAAUAAUUUUCCUGUGCAUUUUACGAAUAUACAAAGAAGUUUUGCUGUACAUGAAAUUUUACAAACGACCCCAUUUGGUCUAACUGAAAAAGGUGAAAUUGGUAUUGAGCGAUUAGUACGUGACGGAGUUUUUCAAGCUGCUUAUUCAUUGCAUGACGGAGAUUAUAAAUUUGAUAAAACAGAACACCCGUCGCCAUUUAAUGAAAAUAAUCCAAGAAGAGUUUUAUAUGAUACAUGGGCAAGUUACAAACUUUUCUAUAAAUAUCAACCAUUAGAUUUAAUUAGAGAAUAUUUUGGAGAAAAAGUUAGCCUUUAUUUUGCUUGGCUAGGACUUUAUACAACAUGGCUUUUACCAGCAUCAUUAGUUGGUAUAUUGGUGUUUUGCUUUGGUUUUAUUUAUUUAUCUAACAAUGUACCUGCCAACGACGUUUGUACAAUUGGACAGAAUAUUACGAUGUGUCCAAUUUGCGAUGUGUGUCCUUAUUGGCAACUUUCAGAAACAUGUUCAUAUGCCCGUCUUGGUGUAUUUUUCGAUCAUCCAGGAACUGUUUUUUAUGCAAUAUUUAUGUCUUUUUGGGCGGUAACUUUUCUCAAAAGCUGGAAACGGAAGAAUGCCAAAAUAACACAUCGAUGGGAUCUAAUGGAAUUUGAAGAAGAAGAAAAUCGACCUAGGCCAGAAUUUGCAAUACGAGCGUCAACAAUUGAGAAAAAUCCUAUAACAGGAAUACUCGAACCCUAUUUUCCUGCAACUAGUCGUCGAUAUCGCAUUUUAUCUGGUGUUAUAAUUCUUAGUAUCAUGAUCUGCAUUGUGAUUAUAUUUAUCAUAGCAAUUAUUGUUUACCGAAUAAUUGUCAGUAUUCAACUAUUUCAAAAUGAGAAUUUACGGCAAUAUGCACUAAGUUUUGCAUCGAUUAGUGGAGCUGUGAUCAAUUUAAUUAUCAUCAUGGUAUUAGGCCAUUUGUAUGAAAUUAUUGCUUACAAGUUAACACAAUGGGCUUUUAUAAAAGGGAAAGCUGUUGGUUAUCCUGGACAUUAUGUGAAGAUCUUAAAUUUACGACAAGAAGAAUGUGGUCAAGGAGGUUGCUUGAUAGAAUUAGCAAUACAACUAGGAAUCAUAAUGAUAGGUAAACAAGCUCUAUCAAAUAUUCAAGAAGUUAUGUGGCCAAAAAUUCUUGCUUUAUAUCAACGAUGGCGAGUUUCAAUACCAAAAACCAAAUCUACUACUCAAUGGGAAGAUGAUUUUAAACAUACUCCAUUUGGUGGCUUGUUUGAAGAGUAUCUUGAAAUGGCUUUACAAUUUGGUUUCAUAACUAUAUUUGUUGCUGCUUUUCCAAUAGCUCCAUUCUUUGCGUUACUUAACAAUUGGAUUGAAAUUCGACUUGAUGCAAGCAAACUUGUUUGUGCAACAAGACGACCAAUUGCUUUUCGUUCAUCAACAAUUGGUAUAUGGUUUAAUAUUCUUCAGAGUCUUGCUUAUUUGGCGAUUGUAGCUAAUGCCUUUCUAAUUGCAUUUACUUCAGAGUUUUUACCGAAAAUUCUUUAUCAAUAUACAGUCAAUUGGGAUUUAAUAGGGUAUACAAAUUUCACAUUAGCUGUGGCACCAGUGAAUACAACAUCAAGAGAAUGCAUGUAUCGUGAUUUUCGAAACCCAGAUGGUACUUUGACUGUAUUCUUUUGGAAAUUACUUGCUCUUAGAUUAGUUUUUGUGAUUCUAUUCGAACAUAUUGUUUUUGUUCUGUGUCGUUUAACGGAUGCUAUCAUUGAUGAUGUACCGGAAUCAUUAUCAAUUAAAAUUCGACGAGAAAAAUAUUUGGCUAAACGUGCUUUACAGGAUUCAAGCAAAUUGAAUCAAAUCUUCGAAGAAACUGAUGAAGAACGUGAAUCACGAUCAAAAUUUACGAAAUAUUUUCGAACUAGUCGACCAAAAACAGGCGCAGCUACUUCAAAUGAUAUACGACGAACUCAUUAA